Molecule: messenger RNA, 321 nt
Organism: Prorocentrum cordatum
Lineage: Eukaryota; Dinophyceae; Prorocentrales; Prorocentraceae
Source: the annotation of a GenBank genome assembly
GCUCAGUGACGCCACCCACGGCGGCCUCCUGCGGAAGCAGGGCACGAGCGGAAGUCUGGCCUCCGAGGAUGACGACAUGCUGACGAGCGUGUCCCGAGCAGCAUCGAUGCGGGACCAACGGACCUCGGUCAUCGGUCUGCGUGACAGGCUCCUCAAGGAGGCCAGGUCGGAGCGCCAGCGUUGCCUCGAGAACGCCGAGGCGGCGGAGCGCCGCAAGCUCGAGGCGAGGGGCGCGUGCGAGGUCCCAUACCGCAGAGGAACUUUGAGGAGGGCAAGACGCCCAGAGGCCACAAUGCCCGCUCCUGAGCCUCGAGGACCGAG